This is a messenger RNA of Peronospora matthiolae, 465 nucleotides long. Lineage: Eukaryota; Oomycota; Peronosporomycetes; Peronosporales; Peronosporaceae. The record is from the annotation of a GenBank genome assembly.
AUGUCCACCCCGUCCAAGAAGAGCGUGACGUGGUCGACCAUCACUGUGCACGAGUUCGGCGUCGGUCUGGGAGGCAGCGCCAUUUCCAACAAGGGCGGGCCGCCCAUUGGUCUGGCAGAGACGCCCGAGUUCACGUGGACGACAAAGGUUGGCGAGAUGGCCGAGUGCAGUGAGGGCGUGCAUCGCUUCUCGCCCAGCCAGCGCGUCCGCUUACUGCAGGCUGCCGGCAUCCCGGAUGGCAUCAUCACGCGUCACGCACGUGAGGCCACUAUCAUCUUGAGCUCGCGUCGUCGGUCCAACAUGAGCGGGGAGGAGAGAGCAGAGCACGAGACUGAGAAGGAGGGGGAAAAGGAGACGUCUCGAAAGUCGAACUGCAAGCGCAGCGCAGAGCAGGCGAGGCUGGAGUAUCCUCCAUGUUCCGUGCACUUGCAACGACCACGCAUGAUUCCUGUCAGCUACGCGUAA